Molecule: messenger RNA, 3244 nt
Organism: Vitrella brassicaformis
Lineage: Eukaryota; Vitrellaceae
Source: the annotation of a GenBank genome assembly
UUUUGCCUUUCUGGCACGAUGGUGCGGAUGAAAGCAUUGCACCGGGAUACCCAAUUUGCCGUCUGCCGCGCAACACAAACCGAUAGGCCGACACCCCUGAACCUGGCCAGGAGGAGAACUGACAGGCAGGCAGCCGCUGUCAUCACAAUCACACUCCCUGUCCCUCAAUGCAGCCACACAGACUAUGGAUACGUUAUGAUGCCUUACACUGUAUAGCACACAUCCUCAAGAUACUUUCCAACCCUCCCAAUGACCUACAUUCUCCAGCGACAGACUCACAUAAUCAUACAGCAAGGCCCACACGCAUGUUUGUGUUUCUUUAUGAUCUCUAGGAUCUCAGGCAUUUCAGCCGCCAUGUCCUCUGCCGUCUUCCCCUGUCACAUAAGCAACCGUCGACAAUCGACUCUGUGUGAAUCUGUAUGUGUGCACUUACAGCAUUAUUCUUCAUCAACAAGAGAGACCUUCCACUCCACUCCAAUCUGUCAUGCAGAGAGAGACAGAGAGAGAGGGGGUGUGAUCUUGAGCGUCGUUCCUGCAUAUCUCACAGCUUAGUCACAGCCGCAGCUUGGCCUCCUUCGACAGCCAAAUGAAGUGCCGUGUUGCCAUCCUGUGCAUGUCAUGCACAGGGAGAGCAACAAGCAGAUGACAGGCAUUCUGUGUGUACUGAAGUGUGUGUCUCUCACCUUGUCCACCUGUGUGCCAAGGCCUCUUCCCCCUUUGGGAUGCAUGACGUUCAUCACAUCGACAUGACCAGAGUGGGCAGCCAAAUGGAGUGGCGUGUAGCCCUCCUGCAAUCAGCACCAGCACACAAUCCACGUUAUACAUGAGGCGUCAGAGACAGAUCUUCAACUCUCUUACAUUGGUGCGUACAUCCAGCACUUCUCGACCACCCCACUUCAACCUGUCAUGCAGGGAGAUAGAGGGAGAGAGGGUGUGCGUGGAAUUCGUCCUUUCUGUCGUCCAUCGGUGUUUCUCUCACAGCUGAGACACAGCGGCAGUGCGACCAUCCCGGGCAGCGAAAUGGAGCGCCGUCCAGCCACCCUGUGCGCGUCAUACACACAAUCAAGGGAAAGACAAACAAACAGAUCAGAGACGGUCCAUGUAUGUUCACAUGUGUGUCUCUUACAUCUGUUUGCUGCAUCAGUAUCUUAUUCCCCCCUUUGGCAUGCAUGGCCUUCAUCACAUCAACUUGACCAUGCCCGGCAGCAUUUAUGAAUGGCGUGACGCCGUACUGCAAUCAGCACAUGCAUACAAUCCACACAACGAGGCGGCAAAGCUAUUCUCCCUUUGUACGUUGCUUCGUGCAUCGAGCAGCUCGCCGUCCCACUCCAGCCUGACUUAGAGAGAAAGACGAUGUGUGUGAAUUCAAGUCACUCAUCUCUGUCUCUCACAGCUGAGACACAGCGGCAGUGUGACCCCCCGGGGCAGCCAUAUGGAGUGCCGUGGAGCCACCCUGUGCGUGUCAUACACACAAUCAAGGGAAAGACAAACAAACAGAUCAGAGACGGUCCAUGUAUGUUCACACGAUGUGUGUCUCUUACAUCUGUUUGCUGCAUCAGUAUCUUAUUCCCCCCUUUGGCAUGCAUGGCCUUCAUCACAUCAACUUGACCAAAGUUGGCAGCAAUUAUGAAUGGUGUGGAACCAAGCUGCGAUCAGCACAAUGCAACGCACGAUGAGGUGUCAGAGACAUAUGUGUCUCACUAAUUUCGUGUACGUUGUUGCGUGCAUCGAGCAGCUCACGGCCUCCCCAGUUCAGCCUGACCCAUGAAGAGAGAAAGAGGACUCGUGAGACGUUCACAUGCGUCUCUCACAGCUGAGACACAGCGGAUGUGUGACCCGUCUCAGCAGCCAUAUGGAGUGCCGUCCAGCCAUUCUGUGCGUGUCAUACACACAAUCAAGGGAAAGACAAACAAACAGAUCAGAGACGGUCCAUGUAUGUUCACAUGAUGUGUGUCUCUUUACAUCCAUUUGCUGCAUCAGUAUCUUAUUUCCCCCUAUGGCAUGCAUGGCCUUCAUCACAUCAACUCGACCAUUCUGGGCAGCAAUCAUGAAUGGCGUGUGGCCAGCCUGCGGUCAGCACAUGAAGACAAUCCACACAACGAGGCGGCAAACACAAACAAUUGACACCAACAGACAUCGAAAGUAUGUCUAUUCCUUUACCUUGAGACGUGCAUAGAGCAGCUCGCUGCCGUUCACUUCAGCAGUUGAGACACAGCGGCACUGUGACCAUUCUCGGCAGCCAAAUGGAGAGCCGUCCAGCCGUUCUGCAUUUCCAUGAAGCCAGGAUAUCUCUUCAUCACCAGCAACAAAAUUGUCCAGUUGUGUUAGUACAUCUUUUGUUUGCUGCAGGAUCGAUGGCCCGUAUCGAUCAUAGCAUACCGACAUGAUGCCAACGCGACCUUCACGUGCAGCGCAGAUGAAGGGUGUGUUCUGAGGGCCAAACAGAAGACUACUGACCGUCUUUCCCCUCCACCACUGCAUACCUCGUUGUUGUCUCGUCUGUCGAGUACUUUGAUGCCGUGCAUCUCAAUGAGCCGAUUGACGGACUGCACAUCAUCCGUCCGCACGGCCUCAAAGAUGAAGGAUGCUGCACGCACACAAAAGGGUAUAGAGGAUUGUGUUUUGCCUCUGUUUGUGCCUACCCUGAGAUGAACGCUGGUACUUCUGUAUGGUCUUCAUCACUUCAGACUUACCUGCCUGGGCUGCUACCUCGAACGGUGUCUUGUUGUACUGCAAUCAACGCACAUGAAAUCGACGUAAGGAUGUUUCACACAUGCACAUGUACAAUCUUACCCAUGGCGCUGCGGUGGUGUUACGUGCAUCAAGCAGUUCAGGGCCCCACUUCAGCAGCUGAUCGACAGCCCCAACCGCGCCAGUGAACGCAGCAUGGUGCAGCGCAGUGUUAAAAUUCUGCACCCCAAAUGCAGGACAUCUACUCAUGUCAAGCCGUAGGCCUUCGGUUGUGCCGUACGAUGUCUGAUUGAUGCAGAAUUGCUCGGCCACGUUACCCGCGUGUGCAGCCACGAGGAAGGGUGUUACCCUCGCCCCAUCUUCAACAAGUUGCCCUUCUGUGUCAAGUAUUUCUGGGCCAUGUUUGUCGAUGAGGUCGCUGACAGUCUGCGCACCGUUCGCCUUCACAGCCUUGAAUAUGGGUAGCUGCAGACAAAACUCCAGCAAUGACAACACACACAUCGUCAGAGUCUCUGAGAUUUUCCCACCAUUGCUGCGCGCCGCAGAGAGAGUU